AUGUCCAAACGUUCGAAGGAAGAGAAACCUUUCCACCUUCAGGUACAGAAUGAUCUUCAUAAUGAGGUGAGUUUGUAUGUUUAUUAAUUUGAGUAAAAAAUUAAGUAUUACAAAAAUAGCCAUUGUGUGCAAAUGUAUAGGCAAAAGAAAUUUUUUUAAAUAUAUUUAUUUUUUUAACCAAAUCCUUGGUAUAUGUAUGUGAAUCAAUAACUGCUCAUAUUGUUCCUUUGGUUAGCCCAAGGUAAAACUAAAAGUUCCAUUAUGCUUUAUCCAUCAGAAGGCUUGCAAAGCAUCAUGGGAGGUGUUCUUAAACAUCUGGCAUGUUUUAUCACCCCAGUUUAUAUAGAAUUAUCAAAUGUUUCUGAAUGACUUUGUGCUCAUUUAAUGUUUGCAGAACUCCUAUAAAGUCGAAAGCUCUGUUACAUCCUCUGAAAACCUGCUGCAACGUCAUCUGGCUUCGAGGUAGCAUGUCUUUGUGUGCAAUGUUAUAAUCUUUUAUUUAUCUAUUUUUAAAUGAUCGAGUGAGUUGCACAUGAGCAGCCCUGGCAGUUGGCUACCAGAGAAAAAAAUCAUGUUUAUUUAGUGCUCAAGGUGUCAAUGAUUUUCCAUCAAAGUAAUGGAUUGUUAUAGCAUCUGAACCCUUGUUUCUAUCCUGAAUUUUUCAUCAGUUUAAAUAAAACCGCAACAUUUUAAAAAAAUGCCCAAAUGAGCAGCCAUUGAAGAUUAAAUGCGACAGAGGAUGAUGCGUUGAAGUGUAAAGACACAACAUAAUAGUAUUUUGUGUUUAAACUUUGAUGCAUCACCCUCUUCUACAUUAUAUUUCUUUUUACUAAAGGGGUUAGGGAAACACUUUUUGAUACACCAGUAUGCACACUUUAUAUUUGUAGAAGCGCCAACACACGUUUCCUAUUACAUUUACAAUGCAGGCUUUAUCAAUAUCUCUACAGGAACUGAACUGAGAACCUACACUCCAAAGACUGGCAUCUUUAAUUAACCCGUUCAUUACCAAAGAACAUUUUGUUAGUGUAACAUUUAUUGGGAACGUGGGGUGUAUGGCUAGCAAAAUCUUAUGAUAAAACCAAAUUUUGCGCCUAGAUUGUUGUUGAGACAAACCUAAAAAUAAAAGUGUACAAAUUUGCAUUUCACUGUAUUUAUUCGUUCAUCCUUUAUAUGGAAAUAUUGAGGGAAUGAUGAGCUUCAGACAGUAUAGCAUAUCCCUCUUCUUGCAAUAUUUCACACUGGUUCUGAGAUUUUUGUAUAAAAGUUUAAAUACAAAAAUAAAAAGUUGUGUGUGUCCACACUGCCCCAGGAAGCACCUCUAGUAGCCAUCUGAGGAGUGGCCAACGGAGUUAUCACUAUGCUGUUAAGUAAACACUACAUUUUCUCAGAAAAGACAGUGUUUACUGCAAAAAGCCUGAAGAGAAUGAUUUUACUCACCAGAACAAAUACAAUAGGCUGUAGUUGUUCUAGUGACUAUAGUGUCCCUUUAAUUGUUAUGGUUAUGGGGGUAGGCGUAUUUCUUUAAUGAAGCACAGAUUAACACUGGUCAGAGUAAACAAGUCACAUUUUCAGCUGGCAAGAGAAAACUUUGAGCUUUUGGUUUAAAGAUGUUGAGUGGCGGUAAGAAAGCCAUUGCUGUAAAUAAAUUUAAAGAGGCUUGCCUGGGCUGUGAUGCAAUGUUAGUGGACUACUGUGGCAGACCGACUGGCGCCCCAACCGGGUGCCUCCGUCACUCGAUGCUCCUAGUGCUCACAGAGGACUCCAAGCACUCCACCCGGCACCAUCAGCCCCACGUCCAGCGUUACAGCUUGGCUGGGAACUCUGCGUCCUCCACCCACCCUGGACCCAAGACCAGGAUCCAGCUUCCAGUUGAUGAACCUCUCCUACUCCAGAGAACGUAGCAGGAACAGCUCCUAAAAGAGCUAGUGAUUAUAAUCCCAGGGAAGUAUAGUGAUAUAGCAAUCCCCAGGGUAGAUACAGCCGUUUCCCACACACGAGAUGAGACUCUAUGUUGAGGGUAAGCAGGAACUCUCUUUUAAUGGAGCCACACUGGCCUUUUAUGCAAGUUUCCCAACAAGGGUGACACCCACCUAGACCUUGUUGGGCACAGGGACACAAAUUAACAAACCAAUAAAAACAGUGUUAUACAAUGAGACAGUCCCAUACAGUAUACACAAUCCCUCCCCUCUGCCUGAGAGGUAAUCAAGACAGAUAAUGUAUUAACUUAAUUAUCUCCAGGCAGAAAAAACACAGAUUUUUCUAAACCCCAAAACACACAAAAUCCCCACAAAGAUACAUGCCCUGAUAGCCCUGACCUGGGUGAACAACAUAUUCAGAAAUCACCCAGACCAGGGGUUCAGGAAAUUCCUGGAAGUUUCUUUUUGACCGACCGCACGCAUGGUUUCAUUCCAUAAACCGUUCCAGAGAAUCAGGCUGUGCGGCCGGUCUAUUCCCAAUAGUCUAAAUACUGUUCGAAUAACUGAACAUGCCAUUCGUGAACGUAAUCAGUAUAUGUCCUUUGUUCGUGGGUUUCUGCUUACCGAACUCUGUUCGAAUAGCCGAAGUUCCAUGGAAGGUAACUGUUCCGCGGUGUUUGUGCCGUCGUGUGUCUGAUUUGAGUUCCAUGAACUCAACGACAAAACACAGCUGAACAUGUUCGACUAAACAAGAUGGCCACAGCCGCCACGUGUUCAACUGUCGAAUAGCGGCCACUUUGACUGUUCGAGAGUUAAAGUGCCAGUUCGAAAGUUCGAAGGACUACUGUACCAUCCAAAAGGGCACAAACAGUACUUUUAAACAAGGGUUAUCUCAGGGCCCAUAGUCCCAGGGUAGGAGGCUGGCAAACAGGCCCCCAAAAAAAACAGUGGCGAGGAUACCUUCGCCACAACUACUGAAGACUAGAAUUUGUUCGUAUGGCAUAAUGAAUCUAUCUUAGAAAAAUCUUUGGUUCAUUGUGCAGCAUUUUUGGAUAGCCUUGAGUUGGUGAAAGAAUGGUUUGUUAUUGUGUGACACCAGCUGUCCAACAUGAAUGCAGACAAAUGAUGGCCUGGGGCUCUCGUGCUGGAUCCAGAGUUGGUGACUUGCACUGAGUGGGUGAUACCCUGAACAAAUAGACUACCCCAGCAUUUUAACCCUAAUUGGUCAAGGGAUCAUUUCAAAUCAUUGAAUGGCUAACACAGUCUACACACUUAAACACCGGUGCACUGGUUCUAGAUGAACUGGAGACUAGGGUGAAAGCAAACUGCAGAUGCCACUCAUGUGUGAAACACUCUGCAGCAAUGCUUGGAAUACCUCUUCAAAUGUUUUUAUUAAUGAAUUUUUAAUAACACAAUAAUACAGUGGAAUAUUUGUAACUAACAUCAUCCAAUUCUAUAAAAUAUAUAUAUAUAUAUAUUCACACACACAUAGAUACAGUAAUCUAUUGAACAACUAAAAAAAGUAAGUUAAAGCCAGGUCAAAAAAAAAAUAAAAUAUAUAUAUAUAUAUAUAUAUAUAUAUAUAUAUAUAUAUAUAUAUAUAUAUAUAUAUAUAUAUAUACUGUCGAUGAUGCUUAUAAGCAAAAACUUCCUUUGACAUCCCUUUCCCAGCUUGUCCAAUCUUGUCUCAGCGAUUCUAAAAACACAGGGAGUCCUAAAUGCCAGUUCACAACACUUUGACUCGAAUAUGCUACGGAAGACCUCUGUCCUGCAUCGAAUGGUGUCAGACUUCCAGUACCUGGAAUAUCUUUCUGAAGAAAAUGUGACUUCCAUUGUAGAAAUAAUCCCCUGAAUCUUUGGUUAUACCUGCAAAAAGUGAUAAGUGGGGGGGAUUCUCAAGUUGAUUUGCUGUGUGCCUUAUUAUUCGAGCAUGCUGAGACAUUAAACUAUCUUAAAGGGACACCGUAUCUGCACUGUAUCUGCUUCAUCUCAUUAAACUGGUUAUAGUGUCUGGAGUGCCCUGGUACCAUCAUUUCUUUCAGCAUUAAACAGUUUUUAAUGUUUUUAUGUUUUAAUGCUAAACAAGAGUCCCUGGCAGUCUAUCCCAUCUGUGCAGCUUUGGCUAAUAAGGAAGUAUUAGCCUGAGCAGCAGUGGACAGCUGUGAUUGGCUGAGAGUGUCAGCUGACUGCUUUCAGCCUGUCAGAGCUCCAACUGACGGUAUGAAUGGGUAUGACAACAAGGAAGUGUGUAAUCUCUGCCUUAGCUACACAUACAGAAGGGGCUGGACUGUAGGUGGCCAGGGACUCUUAUGUUGUGGCAUACUGCACAAACAUGGUGCAACACUGAAUGGAGGGACAGUGCCAGGGCACUGCAGGCACUAUAACCAAUUCAAAGAGAUGAAAUGGUUAUAGUGACUACAGUGUCCCUUUAAGUUAUAGUUACAUAGCCAAAAAGAGACUUGUGUCCAUUAAGUUCAGCCUUCCUCAUGUGUUUUUGCUAUUGAUCCAAAGUUCAAUAAAAACAAAACUAUUGACUGUCAGUGUGUGAUUUUAAUAUGUUUUGGUAUGUUUUCCUCCUGUGAAGUGAUACUUCUGUAGAAUUUCUUGUAACAUGAGUUGGUAUAAUCUAACUUGCUAAUGCCCCCGCAUACCAUGAAUAUGUCUGUCUCUUUGCUUUGUUACUUUGCCAUAUCAAGAGAGAAGGCAGUGUUUACAUUACUGCCUAGGAAUACUUCUAGUGGCAGUCACUCAGACGGCCACUAGAGCUGCUUUCUGAGUCCAUUCAAUAUGAGAAACUGCUGGUUGGCGCAGUGUUUUGGCCGCGCAUGUGCAAUAGCCUCCCAAUGUUUUCUAUGGGAUUGGGUCAUUACAUUUGUUGAUCUCAGUCAAGGAGACGGGUCAGAGUUUAAGUCACAUGCAUCUUAGAAAUUACUUGUUUUACAAGCUUUUAGAUGGAUGAAAUUUUUUAUUUUUUUUUAAAUUAGUUUUUUAAAAAGCAGUCAUUUGUAAAAACAGAUGACAGAAGUGAAGGAAACCAAGCUUUUUAAAACCUUGUACAGAAUCCUGUUUUGUUGUGACUGCAGUUGAGAACAUCUAGUCUUCCAAAUAUGACUUUCCCCGUACCUCUCUCCCCCUUCCCCCCCUUUUUUAAAUAUAUUUUUAAUAUUCUUUAAGAUUUGCAUAUAAAGCAUUUCACUCUUUACUGUUACUUCAUUAAAAUCGUGUUCCACACAGUUACCACCAGAACUUUAAAGUCGCCAGGUUACUGUGUGGGGUGGUUUUGAUGUAUAAAGCAUGCUCGUGCAGUCUCACUACUCAAUUUAUUAUUUUAUUUUUUUUCAUUCAGGCUGUGUGAGACACAGCAAUGGGAGGUGUUUCCCUGGCAAUGCAAUGGGUUGACUGUGAACUUUGAAUAAAAAUGUAAAACACGUAUUGGGUUAAUGCUCUGUCAAUAACAGGCCCACUUUCAUAUCAUACAGAUCUCACUCAAGUGACUGAUUUUACAUGUACAAAACCUUUCACCUACAAUGUAUGGAAAUCCAAGUAAAGUUUAAUUCUUUGUUUCUUUAGUCCAAAGGUAACUACACCGUGGCUGGAUGAGAACAGCAAUGUUGUCCCUCCUGGCUGCACCAACAACAACGAAGAAGGGUGAGUAAGGAGGACUUACAAUGACUAGAGACUAAUCUCCAACUGUAAUACUCCAAACUUGACAAACCUUCAGAUUCUUUCACAUUCCCUCUGGAGGUGGAUAAUGGGAAUGGCUACUGGGGAGGGGGUGACCAAUCAUUGGUCCAGGACGACCUAGGCCUAUACACUGACUGCAGAGAUAAAUUAUGGAAUAGCCGAAGGUAGCAUAUAGAACAAAGGGGAUGAUCUGCAAUGAAAUGGUACAUGUCGAAAUAAAGGACAUAGAGAUGUGCAAUGUAACUAGACUGAUAUCCUAGUCUGGGAGUCUUGUUAACGAUUUGCUUUUAAUGGGGUCUUAAAUUAAUUUUAGACAUCAAUUGCUUCCUUGAAUAGAGUCUGUGACUGGGAGCACCAGACAAGCCUCCUACAGGCAGGCAGUUUUCUUGCUCUCCCAGCUAUUCCAGCACAUACUCUCUAGUUGCUGUGAUAUUCCUGUAGUUUCCAUUCUAAGAGACGCUCACCCUGCUUGCAGAUGUAUUCUAAGCAAUGACCCUCAUUGUAGGGAGGGCUUAGGGUUGUUCACAUUAGUGUAACACCCACAAAGAUACAGUGAUGGCAGUGCAGUUGCUGGUGGGGAGAGUUAAGGGACCUUCUAACGUGAAAGUUUUUAACGGCUUAUGUGGCAAAACUAGCCACUUAAGACUGUAUUUCCAGUAAUGUGAUUUUGUAACUUUAAGGCUAUCUGAACUGAGUAUAUUAACUUGUAUGUAAUUUAUGCGAACGAGAGUAUUCGUAUGCUGGCGGCAUGAAAGCCACCAGCAUUUAUACAGUAGUUUCACGAACAGUGAAUUUCAACACUGUUCGUGAAACGAACAAACUACCGAAUGGGAGAUCACACACAAGAGGUUGUGUGGCUCCCAUUAAGUAUCGCAACAUUGUAUCUUUCGGUAGUUAAUGGAUGUUCAGGGUGGCCGCCGUUCAGAUACCGACCACGCGGCGGUCGGCCAUCUUGGAUCCUUUGUUAGCCCAGCGGUAUUUUGUCGUUGAGUGCCUGGAACUAAAACCAGCUACUCGAUGGCACGAAUACCGCUGGACUUCCAGGCCGUUCGGGAGCACCGGCCUUUCGGUAUUUCAUCCUUGCUGGUCUAUUCGUGCCUUUGGUGAAAAAUGUAUGUUUAGGUGUAUUUUGUGCGGCGUUCGGCUAAUUGUGCUGGGAUCUUAGCGGUACUUUCACGAAGUAUGCGCUCAGACCCCAGCUAUCUGCCGAACGGUCAUUCAAUAUAAUAGCAUGAAUAAUGUUAAAGUUAUACAUUUUUAUGUAAAAAGCCAGUUCUGCUGCACGAAGGGAUAAUCCACUUAACUGGAUAUUCUAGUGGGAGUAUCCCUCUCGUACAGCAGUGCAUGGUGGGAGAAAUGUCUUGGUUGUUAAGUUCCCCAUGUAGUCCCCUACUGUACAACCCCUGUAAAGUCAGUAGGGAAGCCCCUUGCAUGGGGAACCACAUAAAUACAGUGCCCUGUGAACAAAAACUCAGUUGACUGUGUCGUCUAGGUCUUGGGAAGGAAGGAUUUAUACAACGCUACCGGGAUUAUUGUAUGCUGUAUUUAUUUUACCUGGAUUAUUCUAUGCUGUUCCUGUCUACCAGCGGAGAUAUUGUGGAUUAUACUACCUCUCCGCUACAGUUUAUAUAGAUAAUACAAUAAAAAUAUACACCAGAAAAUUACCUUUUUAAAAAAUGUAUAUUUAUAAAAUUGCAAAGUGUCCCUCUGCUUUGUUUGUUUGUCAAAAGUUCUUGCAGUCCUAGGAUAAUGGGGACUGCUCAGUAAACUGUUGUGACAGGUUCACUUUAAACAAACUUAUGGCUGUUGGCAGUGCGCACAUUUUUUUUUUUCUUUCCAAUGCUCCACUAAGUUCAGCAAGACGUGUUUGUUGUGUUUUGUUUUGUACUCAAGUCCUCGUUGAAGAGGUUAUAGUUAUAGUGCCCAGUAUUGAAGACUCUGCAAAUUGUUCAGAUAUUCAAAUGGUAACUAGAGCUGACUGAACCCCAGUUUGUGAAGUCAUCUGUUGGGAAACCAUUUGUAGCUGGUUUACAGUAAAACAAAAACGGCUUGAGUUGAUCUCCUGUACUCUGUUUUAGUGUCUAUGUUGCUCAUUUAUGGCUUGUCAAACUAUAUUUUGUUCGUUUUCUUUAUACUUAAGGUCCAAAGAGUUGAACUGUAAUUAUGAGAUUGAGAAAGAUAAAGUUACAGGAGAGGUGAGUUGUUAUAAAAUGAAGGGAAUUGGGGUAUUCUGUAAAAUGGUGUAGAAUUCCCUCUCUUUUUUGGUGCUCUAUUUAUUUGCUAAACUACAAUGAAUGUUUAACCAUAAGAAGCAGACUUUUUAGAUAACAUAUAUCGAGUUAGACCAAUGGUUCCCAAGCUUUUUUCACUCGAGUACCCCUUGGCAGCCCAUUUCCAUAAAUUGUACCCCUCACAUUAGCAAAAUGUUGUAAAUAAUAUAGUUGCAUUUAUUUCAAAUUUAUACAUUUUUCUUUGUUCAAUCUCCCCUUUUUAUAUGCUCUUCCUGCUUGUCCUCUGCCCCAUGCUCUUCCUGCUUGUCCUCUGCCCCAUGCUCUUCCUGCUUGUCCGCUGCCUCAAACACACAAACUGUCACACAUGCAAACACUGACAGACUUAUAGAUACAGAUAUGCACGCUUUCAUAAAUACAGAUCCACAGACCCAACGCACAUAUGCAGUUACAGUGAAACACAGAUACAUACACUGACACACGUGCAGAUACACAAAUGACACACACACAAAGAUACUGACACACCUAUACGAACACACAUGCAGAUGCAUUCCCUGACAGAUAUACACAUACCCUGACACACACGCAGAUACAGAUAGAUACACACACACACAUACCCUGACACACAGGUACAUACAUUAGCCACGGCAAGACCGUCGCUGCGUGGGAAAACGGGUAAGUAAAAUCACAGAGGGGACUGGUCACCUAAACAGACACUCACUAAGAGACAGACAGACAUACACUUGCUCGCAGACAGACCCACACACACAAUCUCAGACACACACAUUCAGAAGUUGAAAUUUUAAAAAUUAUUUUGAUUGAAACCCAUUAAACCUCCUUACCUUUUGGAUAGUGGAUAGGCUUUCCCUGGGGUCCACUGAGGCUGCUGUCAUCUCCCUGCUCUGCUCCCCGUUUAGUAUGCCAGGGGCCGGAAUGACGUCAUUUCCUGGCUCCCGGCAUCUUUGCAGGGCACGCGAGGGAGCAGAGCAGGGAGAUGACAGCUCACUCCCCCUCCCUUUUUAUUUUUACAAGGUCAAUAAAAUGAUUACCAUUAAUAGCUUUGGGACCUCAGGGUGUACUUUGAAAUCGUUAAAUGUACUAUUCAUGGUAAGAUACUUUUUAUGAAUAAUAAAUCGAACCUGCAAAUUAACAAAUUAGUGGCCAUUCUAUAUAGGAAUACAUAAGAAAUGGCAAUGGGUAUACAGAGGCAAACUAUAUGUGACUUGCUUGCAAUUUAAUUUUUACAACUGUAGCACCAUUAAAACCCUAUAUUUUAUUUAUUCAUCUUGCAUAUAUGUAAGAUAUACCAAUACAUCUCAUAAUAUGUUCGUGUAUUACUGAUAACAUUACGUGUCUGGGUAAAACUCCCAGGAAAAGAAUGCUGUCUGAGAAAUAUUAAAUAUCUUAGUAUUUUAUUUUACUUUUAGAUUUCAAAUCAAAAUUCUGAAUCUUCUUCGGGUGACUCUAUAAAAGUGAGCUCAAAUUGUCAAGAUCCUUCCCAAAAAAACAAAGAACCUGUGGUUCAAGUUUACUCUGAAGAGCACAUAGAUGACAAGAAUACUGUGGAUUACCCAAAGAGUAAAGAACGUCUUGUUAUGGAGGAAAACCAACAAGAAGUGGCAGGCAGUUCCAAAAAGAGAGAGUCCAAACAUGUGCAGAAGCUCAAUAAAAUUGAAGAAUCAGAAAAGUCUGAAAGGAAAAGACUGAAGGAGCAUGCAGAGGAGUCAAAGAGAAAAGAAGGUUCUGAUCGUGGGGAGAAAGAGAAAAACCAUGUGUCAGAAAGCACUGGAUGUAAAAGAAAUGACAAAACAGACCAUGAAAAUAAGGAAAAUGUGAGGAAGGACAAGAAAGCCAUCAUAAAGAAGGAAAUAUCUAACAGUCAGUCCUCAAGUAACACAAUUACAGAAAAGGAAAGCUCAGGCGUGUCCAUGGAAGGCCCAAAGCAAAAUAAGAUUGAUUUAGAUAAGGUGGUCACCAAUAAGACCCCACAGUCCUCAGAAAAGACACCAACUACAAUAGAAAAAAAGAAGAAACAACACUCCGACAAGUCUAAAGACAAAAACAAAACUAGGGAAGAAUUAGUGCAUCUUAAAACAGAGAAAGACAUAGCCAAAGAAAAGUUUCAAGGACAUAGUUUAACAGAAUUUGAAAGUGAUUUGAAGAACAUCACCGAGGAAACUAGGAUGGUAGAAAUGGUUGUAACCACAAAGAUUGUAGAUAAUAAGGCUGUUCCCGACACAGAGGAAAACACUGCUGACCUGGAAAAAAGUAAUGAAAAGAAAGAGAGCGGCUCUGCUGAAAGGUCAAAGAAGAAAGAAAAGUUGAAAAAAAGUGGUAAGGAGAAAAGGGAGAAGGAACUAGAGGAGAAGAUUCAUAAGAAGAAAGACCAUUCAAAGCAUGAGAAAUCUUCUAAAGGAAUCAAGAGGGAAGUGGAUGAAGAGCCAAAGAAAGAAUCGUCUGAGACCAAGAAAAAGAAAUAUAGGGAUAAAUCUGAGAAGCACGAUUGCAACCAAAAUGAUGAAGGGUCAUCCAGUAGGAAAAGGAAGGUGGAUGGUGGAGCUAGAGUGUCCACAGCCAAAAAAAUCAAAGUAGAAACGAAGGCGGAGGACAAUUCCAAGUGGAAAUGGUAUGUGUCUGAGGGGAGUUUGGGGAGAAAUCCAUAACGGCAGUAGUUGCAGUGUUGUAUGUAUUAAAAGUAAGCAAUUGUCAGACAUAUUAAUGAGAUUAGGAUUUCAUUGACUGUGGCUCCCAGGACCUGCAAAUCAGGACUUGCUGUUAGGCUUGCUAUACUUCUGUUAGUGUCACCCUCACAAACUAGUCAUCUGCUCAGAGGGACUGUAUCACUCUACCUGGAUUGUAUAGAAUAAGCGGAUACAGGACUCUAGUGUUUAAAAAAAAAAAAAAAAAAACUUUCUGAAAUGUUCAAUUCCUUAUUUUAAUAUAAUGAAUCACCUGUUUGUAGAUUGAUUUCUUUGUAUAGCCGUAUGCGUCUGUUAAAGUUGGCAGAGGUUGGACGGACUCUGUGGUGAUCAUCCUAAAAGGACCACUCCACUCUUCCAACCCCUCACAGUUUAGUAGAUAUACCCCCAAUGAAUACAUACAUGCAUGUAUUCAUUGGGAGCAUAGUCUAAAAUAAAAGUUCUUAUGACUGCAGCCUUUCAGUCUCUUCACAGGGAAAUAACCAGUCAGAGGCUUCCCAUUGAGAAGCCUCUGACUUGGUCCCUCGUGCACACUCGCGCGCAUGUCCUCCCUGGCUGUUUGACAGCCAGGGGAGUGUUCUCUAGUUAAUUUAUAAAAGUGCUGAUUUCUUACAGAAAUCAGCACUUUUAUAAACUUGGGUUAAAUGAGGAUACUCCUCAGCCAUAAAGCACUUGAGAAAGCUAAAGUGCUUUUGGGGUGUGGAGUGGUCCUUUAAGGGCUUUUGGUGAGAUUGCUUGUGCACAGUCCAUGCAAUAGCUGUCAGUCAUGCUUUAUUCUUAAGACAAAAAACAAAACAAAGUGUUGACGUGUAAAAAUAAUAUAAGCUAUUAUAUAUGCUCCCAACCGCUUACAAUUACAUCACACAUAUAAUAAAAUAGUGCACCAAUUGUAAUACUAUACUUAAUCUGAUGAUCAGGAUGCUCUUCAAACAAAUUUCAUAUUUCCAGGAACAUAAUAGGCCUCUAAAAAAAAAAUUAAUUUUUUUUAUAUGUAUGUAUAUGUAUAUGUGUGUGUAUAUAUAAAUAUAUAACAAAAUCUAGGCAGUACUUGCACUCACGCUUUAGUGAAGUAUAUGCCGGGUGCUAGUAAUCCAGGGAAGCAAAUGUAGAUCUCGAGUAGUGAUCAGCACUCCCAUACUUGAAGAGUUAAAAAUUCGAAGUUUAUUAAAUUUUCAUUAAAAUAUGAUAAUUUCAGUUUAAAUUAUGCUGGAUCCUGAUUUUCACAGUGAGAAGACGCCAGCGUCCAUAGGAAAGCAUUGUGAAUGCUUUCCUAUGGACUGGCUGGCUGCGCGCGUGGCUCCUGCCGCGCAUUCAGCCGAGGAGAGUCCCCCGCCCGGUGCUGGAGAAAGGGGUACGUUUAACCCCUUCCACCCCCUAGAACCUGGAGGGAGGGGCACUAUAGUGGUCCUUUAAUAAAUGGUGACUGCAUCCGGGUUCUGCUUUGCAGAAGCGGAAUGCACAUCACCAGAUCUUCAAGACCCUUGGUGUCCGGUGGGUACCUAGGUAAGAGGACAAACAUUUGCAAAAUGGUUUGCCUUAUUACUGGGGAUCGGGUCCAGGGUACUCAAUCGUAGCCAGCACAACUUAGAGUAAAACUUUUUUAAUAUAGCUCUAAAAGGGAACUGUUCCUUCCCAGGAUUUUUUUAUUUUAGGUUUACCUAUCCCUAUAUUAAAUAUGAUUAUAUUUUUUUAUUUUAUUUUUUUUUGAGGUGUGAAAGUAAAAUUUGAUGUAGAAAUCCACACCCCAUAUAUCAUGUAACUGGGCGCCUCCAUCUUGGCUCCCUGUCAAUCAGUUACAAGCUCUGUUCUUGACAGCAUAGAGAGAGCAGACAGAGAUAAAACAAUGAUUUUAUUUCUCAUGUUUGCCCUGGAUUUACCUUGUCUGAACUGGAACAUAUAGUUUGCUAAAUCUUGAAUAUUAAAAGGAGUUUGGACAUCUCAUGUAGGUCGUUUUCAUUGUUUUAUUCAAUUUUGACAAGACAUUCAGACGUGUAAAUGUUAGAUUGCUAAAACGAAUACAAGAACAAAUGUGACAUGCAGGGGUCAAAAGUCUAGCAGUCACACACAAGGAAGGUUUACAGGAUAUAUGUGCUUGCACUGACAGGAUUAAAUUCUAGCUGUACGUAUUCCACAAACCUGUUGCCAGUCUGUCAGCUGCAGAUACUGAGACUUUAUCCUCUAAAAACUACUUAUCCCAGCAGCACUCUCCUGCAGCUACGUUAUUGGUUAAAAUCCAGGAAGUAAGCAAUCUGUGUGAAAGGUCAUCUGAGCUGCAACAAUGAGCCAUGUGCCUGCAUCCACACUGCAUCUGAAUGUCUCCCAAACCCUUUCCUUAUGCAUUGAACGGACAUGCUCCAGAGCGGCUGCCGGCUGCUCCUGGGGCUGAGGUCUGGUGGCAUUGCUGUGGUGUCUGGGUGCCGUUUCAGUUGCAAUAGGAGGAGACUAUUUACAUGUGCUAGAGUUUGGUAAGCUUGUAGCCAGUCUCUGACUGCAUGUUACAGUUGGAAAGACAUGCUGAUAACUUGCUGAAUUCAGAGUCUCUUUGUGAGUCUGACAGUCAGUGUCCUUUAACUGUUACUGCCGCAGAGUUUUUCUGAGCUCUCAGUCAAUCCUUGCCUUAAUGUAGUAGUAUUUUUAUUAUUUAUAAAGCGCCAAGUUCCGUAGUGCUGUACAAUGGGUGAACUAACAGACAUGUAUUUGUAACCAGACAAGUUGGACGCACAGGAACAGAGGGAUUGAGGGCCCUGCUCAAUGAGCUAGAGGGAGUGGGGUAUAGUGACACGGAGGGUAAGUAUAGGUUAGAAAAAUAGGUUGCUAGGAUAUGUUAUAAGUGACUCUGGCAGUUUUCCAUGAUUCCUUGUUAGUUUAUUGGUUUAUCCCUUUUCUCUUUCAUUGGAGUAAUCCAUCUGUCAGAUAAAUAGGUGCUUACUAUUGAAACGUUUUUACGGUUAGCCCUCCUCUCCUGUGAGCCAUAAAUAGAUAUAACAAAGAAAAAAUGGGGCUGCCAUUGGUCAUCUCCUGAACAGUUUAGAGAGAUCCCCUUCUUUUGGUUUGCAGCCUUAAUUUUGAUUAAGAAGUGCUAAACGUGCUAUAUAUUAUAUACCUUUUUCCCGGUGCCAUGGCGUCCUCUGGCUAUUGUCCAAUCCAAAUGCUUCUCAUAGAGGAUCUUUGUGAACCUGAUGGGUGCGUGCAUCAAAGCUUCCACCAUCGUUAAACAUUGAAUAAAUGCUUUUCUAUGGGGACUUCAGUUUCUCGUGACUUUUAUUGGUUGAUUGUCAUUGUAACAGCCACUAAAGGUGUGUUUAACCCUCCAAGGUAAUCAUUACACUGCAAAUGAAGAGGAGAAAUAGAAACAUGUCAUAUGUAUAAAAAGUGUUUGUUUUCUAAAUAGCAGUCUAAAGUAUAAUUUUCAGGUUGUAGUGUUUUGUACCAGUUUUAUAGGGGCUACCAUGUAUAAUGAAGGGGCUUUUUUCUUUUUCUCUCUUCCCAUUAGGUGGGAAGAAGCAAAUUAUGAAGAUGGAGUGAAAUGGAAAUUCUUGGAACAUAAAGGUCCCUAUUUUGCCCCUCUUUACGAGCCCCUUCCAGACAACGUUCGCUUCUACUACGAUGGUGAGAGCUUUAACCCCUUAAGACCGGAGGGUGUACUAUUACGCCCUAUUUUAGGCGGCUCUAAACGCCGCCGGGCGUAAUAGUAUGCCCUCUGGUCUUUCUAUACUUACCUGGAAGCCGGCGAUCGCGGUUGGGGGGACUCCCAGGGAGCCCCCUGCGGCACGUCCGACCCCCCUGGCAGCACCCCCGGCCAUGUGAGAGUGAGGUCCUUGUGAGGACCUCACAAUCACAUGGCUGGGAUAGCUGGCUGCUGUAUUGCCAGCAGGGGGGCUGCCUGUAAUGACAGGUGGUCCCCCUGCUGGCUGAAAAUAAAAUUUAAAAAAAGUUAAAUAAGUGUAAAAUAUAUAUAUAUAUAUAUAUAUAUAUAUAUAUAUAUCUAUCUCAAAUUACAUGUAGACUGAUACUGAUUAAAUAUAUAUAAUUAUUGUUAUAUAUAUAUUUAUAUAUAAUAUAAAAAAUUAAAUAUGUAAAUACAUUAAAAAAUUAAAUUAAAAAAAUUAAAUAUAUAGAUGUGUUAUUUCGUUCUAACUGUAUUGUGAUAUUAAUAUAUAUAUAUAUUUAUAUCAAAAUACACGUAGAACGAAAUAUAUAUAUCUAUAUACAUAAAUAUAUACGUAUAUAUCACUAUACAUCAUAUACCUAUAUAUAAAUAAAAAUAUUAAAAUUAUAUAUAUUCAUAUAUAUAUGUAUUCUACAUAUAUAUUUAUGUAAUAUUUUUACAUAAUUAGGUAUCUUAAUUAAUUACAAUUAGCGGGACCUGCCUGACAACCCAUGUCGAGAUUAAAGGGAAUUUAAUUUGCUAGCACUAUAUUUAACCCUAUAACUUUCCAAUACACCAUAAAAUCUGUACAUGUGGGGUACUGUUCGACUCAGGAGACUUCGCUGAACACAAAUAUUAGUGUUUCAAAACAGUAAAAUGUAUUACAACGAUGAUAUCACCAGUAAAAGUGAAGUUUUUUGCAUUUUUCACGCACAAACAGCAUUUACACGGACAAUAUUAUUGCUGCGAUACUUUUUACUGUUUUGAAACACAAAUAUUUGUGUUCAGCGAAGUCUCCCGAGUACAACAGUACCCCUCAUGUACAGGUUUUAUGGUGUUUUCAAAAGUUACAGCGUCAAAUAUAAGGCUUGUUUCAUUUUUUUCACAUUAAAAUUCGCCAGAUUGGCUACGUUGCCUUUGAGACCCUAUGGUAGCUCAAGAAUGAAAAUUACCCCCAUGAUGGCAUACCAUUUGCAAUAGUAGACAACCCAAGUGUGACGAGACCAAUCUCGCCACAUUGCAUUGGAGAAGCCUGGUUGCUCGCCUGCUGCCUUUGGACUAUGGCCCCCUGUUAAAAGACAUCUUUUUUACUUGCAGAAAAGCUUCAUUCAUGCUUCUCUGCCUGGGGUUCGGUAGAUUUGUUUGAAUGUGUUAUACCCCAGAUAGGAAUCCCAUGGAGCCCAUUCGUAUGAAACUGACUGUAAAGACUUUGGCUCCAUGGCGAUUAAACUGUAUUCGUGUGGUCUGAGCGCCAUUCACUUAAUAAUGUGCGCUCAGACCUGAGCUAUCUGGGGAUAUGUUAAAUGUAUAGUUUUAAUGUAAUGUGUCUUACCUGAUGUAUUUUAAAGUAUAAUACUGGUUUUGUGUCCCCACAUGUGUAAUGGAGUUUUGCCUUUGUCUUGGGAGAUAAUUGAGUUACUUCUCAAUUAUCUCCCAGGGCAGAGGGGAGGAAGCCAGGAUGCAUUGUGGGAAUAUACUGUGACUGUGUGUCCUAUUUGUCUACUUGUCUGUCCCUUGUCACAGUCUCCCAUUUGGUCCCCUAGGGGAGUGUCCACCAGGUGGGAGACCUGCAUAAAACCCGGGCAGGUAGCCCUCAUUAAACAGACCACUGCUUAACCCUCAACACAGAGCCUUGUCUCGUUCUUGGGGGGAUUCACUGUAUGCUGUUAGAGACUGAUUGCCAGGAGUGUAAGCUGAUUGUCUGCUUUUCCUGUUCGUCUGCUAGCAGCUAUUUGGGAGGUUCCUGUUCGUGUAUUUGGAGUGCUAUAUUGGAUGCCGUUCGGGAGUUUGGAACAUUCACUUAUUGGCGGUUCGUGUGUUUGGUGUUCUGCAGUAGCUGUGCCUGCAUCUCCGGAAAGGGGGCCGAUCGCCUAAACGGUUUUUUCCCCUUUUGUGCAAAACGGUCCGUUACACCAAGGUAUUGUAAACGGGGUAUGUCCAGUCUUUUUUUAGUAGCCACUUAGUCACAAACACUGGCCAAAAUUGGCAUUUUUUGCAUUUUUCACACACAAACAAAUACUAACACUAAUUUUGGCCAGUGUUUGUGACCAAAUGGCUACUAAAAAAGACUGGACAUACCCCAUUUGCAAUACCUUGGGUUAUCUACUAUUGCAAAUGGUAUGCCAUUAUGGGUGUAAAUUUCUUUCCUGGGCUACUAUAAAGUCCCAAAGGCAACGUAACCAAUCUGGCGAAUUUCAAAUGUAACGUGCUAUAUUUGACCCUGUAACUUCCCAAAACGCCAUAAAACCUGUACAUAGGGGGUACUGUUUUACACGUGAGACUUUGCUGAAUAUAAAUAUGUGUAUUUUAUUGCAGUAAAAGCAAACAGUAUUAUGACAUUGACCGUUAAAAUGUCAUGUAGAACUAAAAAAAAUUUAAAAAAUAUUAUUUUCUCCCAUUUUUUUCAUAUUAAAUUAUGUUUCAUAGCUAAAUAUUUGAUAUUAAAUGAAAGCCCUGUUUCCCCUGAAUAAAAUGAUAUAUAAUAAGGGUGGGUGCAUUUACUAUGAAAGAGGUGUAUUACGGUUGGACAGACAUGUAGCGCAAAUGCCAGGUUUUGUUUACAUUUUGUUUUGUUCACAAUGUGUACAUUUGGCUCCGUCCUUAAGGGGUUAAGGGGUUCAGGAUGGAGGCAAUUGUACAAGUUCUGAUCAAAACAAACCCUAGAAUAGAAUUAUAUGUUUGUUCAACCGUAAUUCACCUCUUUCAUGUUAAGUGCUCCCACACUUAUUAUAUAUCUUUUUGUUUAGUAGAAACAGGGCGUUCAUUUCACAUCAAAUAUUUCAAUAUGAAUCAAAGCAAAAAGUAGGAGAAAUUAAGAAAUUGUGUUAUUUUCUUAGUUCUGUGUGGCAGAACUAUCGAUACAUGUCCUGAUGAAAGUCCUCGAUUCCUCUUUUGUAUGUACAUUUCUUUUUUGGAUUACAAAUAAAGAUAGAGUAUAUUACGACUUUAUAUAUGUAGAUCUAUUUAUUAAGGUCAAAAUACAGUCAGUGAUUCAUCGGCAGGAAGCGCCCGCAUGGGAAGUAUCCCGGAGGCUCCAGUGAUAAUGAGUUCUAUGCCCAUUAUAAUGCGUAUGGCAUAGAACAGCGUUAAAGUGUGUAAAUGGAGAUCGAUUGCCCAGCAGAGGCUUUACAUACAGUGUAACAAUAACUGCAUAUACUCUGUGGUACUAAUUAUGAACAAUGCAUGUUACCAUAUUGUUAACAAUAUAAAGUAAUCUGCACGACUGGAGUUUCACGUUCACUUCUGUUUGCAGGGAAUCCCAUGAAGCUAACUCUCGCCACUGAAGAAGUUGCCACUUUUUAUGCUAAAAUGUUGGACCAUGAAUACACUACAAAGGAGGUUUUCCAGAAGAAUUUCUUUGCUGACUGGAAAGAGGUGAGAGGAGUUUCCAUGGUUGUUGCUGAAAUGUUUUGCCUGUCAUAAUUGACGUAUAACAUAACUCCUGUUAGCUUGUAGAGUGACAGCCACAAGAGGUUUUCUUGGCUAACAAUGCAAACACUCUUUACUCCGAAAACCGGUGUUUGAUUUGCUGGGAUUGCACGCAUCUGAACUUCUACAUGCUGUGUCGAUUCUAAUACUUUGUGUCCCUUUAAGAGACGUACAUGGACUGGUAGGGCUCAAUUAAUUCAAACAGAGAUCUGAGAGAAUGUCUGUGGACUUUGUCAUUUGGAUGUAUAUCCUUCCUGCCACAUUUUUACCCGAGGAGAAAAAAUAUAUAGUGCAGUGAUUUCUAACAUUGAAAGUAAAAUUCACUCUUAUUUUAAAAUUCUUAGAAUUUUUGUUUCUUUCAAAAUGAUUGUUUGCCAUGUUUUAUAACAGAUAAAAUGUUCCAAUGGGGCGUUGGGGUGUUACCCUAUGAAUGUGUCUGUAAAAUCCUUUACUGGCUCUUAUAUGCUCUACCCCUUAACAAUUUGUUUCAGCAAAUGACAAGUGAAGAACGAAAGUUAAUUAGGCAUCUGCAUAAGUGUGAUUUCACGGAAAUUCACAAGUAUUAUGUAGAUAAGAAUGAAGCUCGGAAGGCAUUGCCUAAGGAAGAGAAGCAGGUAAGAACUAAAACAAUGCAUGAACAAGUGUCUGUGUCUAGUUAAAAUAAAUCAUAAUACCGUUAAAUAUACUGUAGAAGAAUGCCUACUUGUUUGAUCCUUUAAUAUUCAGAAUGUAAUUACUUAUUGGGUUUAACUAAAUUAAUCGACUUGUGUUAAAAGUGAAUUUUAAAAUGUAGGCAAACUUCACCCACUCUACUUGAGUUGCAGCCUGGAUAUUUUAAGCUGGACUUUCCAAAUCACUGCAACUUGCUGUUUGGUAUAUAAAUGUAAUUGUUAGCUGUGGUGGGGUGACCACUGGUCUCCGAUGUAUUGUAGACGUUGUACGUCUGAAUAAAUGAGUAACUAUGUAGUGACAGCAUUUAUUACGCCAGAAUUCAUGGACUCACAUCUAUUAUCCAAAUGUCAUCCAUGCAGUAGACUGUUUACGUAUCUUUCUUCCAACCACAUGUAGGAAUACUCAGUCUGUUGGCACACAAUAGUCCCCUGAGCUGUCCAAAUUGGUGAUUCUUUUGUGACUUGUGCGUUCAUUGGUUUAGAAUGUGUCAGAACUGAUCUAAUUCCUGGUGAUCCAAUGAGAGAUUGGGAGUAUCUAGUAUUGGUAAUAAAGUUUAUUUUUAUUUUUUUUUUCAAUUUCCAGUCAGAUAGGGGGACUUGCAGAAAUGAAACCCAACUGGAACACUAUUCUUACUGCCAUUAAUAUGCUUCUUUAUCUCUGCCCUGCGCCUGUGUGACCAUUAUUUAAAGCGCUUACAUUUUCUAGAAACUGAAAGAAGAGGCCAGUAAGCUGCAGGAAGAGUAUGGAUACUGUACGCUGGAUGGGCAUCGGGAGAAGAUUGGAAACUUCAAGAUUGAGCCCCCAGGCCUCUUCAGGGGCCGAGGAGACCACCCAAAGAUGGGAAUGCUAAAGUUGCGGAUAAUGCCAGAAGAUGUCAUCAUAAACUGCAGCAAGUGAGUAAUCUGGGGUGCUAAACCGUUAUCUGUGUAGGCAUUGUUAGUACGCAAAGCAAAAAGCCUUGAGACCAGAAUAAUCCUUUGUACCUGCACCACUUCCAUUAGUAAUUUCAUAAUUUAUAUAACAUCCACAGCACUCCAGCUUCCCCCACAAUUACACUUUCUGUUUGUAGUCCACAAUAACUACCUUAACAACUAAGAAUUGUAUGUAAAGGACACAAUAUAUGCACUAUAUUAGUCAGACUACAAGAUGUUAAUUAUUGUAAAAUAUUUUACAAAGUGUAAGUUAGGCAGUCCAGGCUGGUGUUGCCUUUAUCCCAUAGGUUCCCGCACAACAGACCUAUGAGCAGAACAAGGGUCUCCUGUAACUGUAAUUGGCAUUCUGCUUCCGAACACAGCUUAAAAGACAUUUAGAAAUGUGGUAACACAGCAGGUUUGUAUAAAUAUUUUGUUGAUUCCUUGAGAGUACAUUUAAUUUAUGGUAUCCUAGAAACCCACUAUGGCACUUCCCAGCAUACAUGCCUUGUAAAAGUAUUCAAACCCCUUGAAAAUCUAUAAUUUUUCUCAAAUGGUUCAACACUAAAGACAUGUUCCCAGGUACUGAUCUCUCCCUUUCUUCUUUGGCCUGAUUUAAGACUACCAGGCCCAUUGAUGAAAGCACCCCCACAUCUUAAUAAUGCUGCCACCACCAGGCUUCUCGGUAUGGAUCGUGUUGAGUUAUAGGUGUUUUGUUUGCGUUUGAAUUGUAGCUGGUUCUGAGCAGUGGCUCCUUUCCUGCCACCAUCCCAAACAGAUAAAAGUUAAUGCAGAGCCAUUGAAAUGGAUGACAGGUGCAACCGUACUCCACACUCUGCCCCUGACCUCUGUAUUGUAAUGGGUUCACCUUUCCUGCCCUUAGUUUUAACCCUACAUUGAGGGUUAAUCCAGCCUCUAGUGGCUGUCUCCCUGACAGCCACGAGAGGCCGCAUUGAGGACACGCUGGACAUUCAUAGGAAAGCAUUGAGUAAUGCUUUCCUAUAGGCGGUUUGAAUGCGUUCACAGCUCUGGCCGCCCAUGCGCAUUCGGAGCUGACGUUAGCAGGGGAAGGAGAGAUCUCCAGGGCCGAGGGAGCCCGGCGCUUGAUUAAGGUAAGUGGCUGAAGGGUUUUAACCCCUUCAUCCCAGCGGGAGGGGGGGACCUUAUUAUAACCUUAUAGUGCUAGGACAAAGAGUUUGUUUUCCUGGCACUAUAGUGCUCCUUUAAAGUGACUGAUUGGCUCUUCUUCACAUUCCUCCUUGCUUGUGCCCAGGUGAUGUGAUGUAGCCUCUACUUCCAGAUGAUCGAUCCAACAGAUUUCAUUUCGAUGUUCCCUUUCCUAACUGGUGUAGUUUGAGCACACUGUUUUACUGCUGUAGAAUGUGUCACAGUUCAUUGUCACAGCAUUCCUGCAUGUCUACAGGCUGACAUGCCAUCCUUAUCUAGAGUGUGACUGUUAUUCAGAGAGAAAUCGCUGUUACUUUAGUAUUUUACAGGUAGAGCCCAGUUCUUAGAUAAUUGGUUUGUCAUUUGGGGCAUUUUUCAGGUAUGUAAAUGUUUGCAGAUCUGAGUGGACAAACUUCAUAUUUUAGUUUUAAAUAUUUCUUCAAAAUAUAUUUUGGCAUAAAAUCAGCAUCACCUUAAACAAAUUGCUUUUAAAGAGUGGACAAUAUUUACAUAUAUAGGAUUUAUUUUUAUUUAUUUUUAAACUGAGAAUUGGUCAAAGGUCUGAAUACAUUUGGAAGAUAUUCUAUGUAUCUGUAAAUGUGUAGUCCUAUUUUUUAUUUUUUUAUUAUUCUUUAUUUUUGGGUUGUCGUCGCUUCCAUUGCACUUACAUCAGUACAAAAUAUAAAUGCAUUCAGAUUACAUAGCAUGGUUACAUACAUGAGGUUGUACAAUAGUUGGUUUAGGUUCUGUUGUCUAAUUGUUGCAUGAUGAGUUGGCUUCCCCUCAGUCUAUCAUUAGUAUAUUGUGAUGACAAGUUUUUUGUUUUGUUAUUUUAAUAACAUGAAAGAACAUAAUAAACAUUUCCCUUACGUAGCUUGUUUGUGGCCCACUGGAUAAAUGAAUAGAAAGGGGAGAGAAAGACUUGGGAACAGACAGGUGGUGCAUAUGUGGAGAGGCUCCUGGUUCAGAAGUCAUGGUGGUUGCCUGGGUCACAAGAAGGGGUCGGCAUUAGUGUGCAUAUAUAAGGGGUACCCCAGGAUGGCCUGUUCGUGGUAGGAGUCUGUUCCUGUUUCCAGCCACAUCAGAGGGUCAGGGUUGGGAUUCUUAUUACUGGAUUCGGGGUGAAUACUAUCGCAACCCAUUCUCCCGCCAUCCACAAUUCCCAAAAAAAAAAUUUAUGCUUUCACAGUGCCCCUAAUUUGUGCAGUCAGGUUGUCCAUAGGUCGUGUAUGUGUAGUUGUAUGUGUAGUCCUAUUAAAAGUAUUCUGCGUAUGUCUAGGCCUUCCCACUUAAGGGGACACUCCACUUGGGGUAUAUCUAGAAACAGUUUGCACAAGCUGCACAUCUCUUAUCUGCAGUCUUUGCAAACUCUCCCCUUUAUCCCCUCCCAGUCUUUGUGUCUGCCCAAUCAGACCUCCCAAUGCAGCGCAAUGAGAAGUUUCUCCAAGGGGUGCUCUGGGAAAUUUCUGCCUCUUGAGUUUAGCUCCACUGAGCUAAACAAACCAGGAAGUAACAGAACCGGUUAUCUGACAACCAGCGGGAUGUAACAAGGUUAUUUAUACAAGUAACAAUUUCUAUUGAAAUCUGCAAUCCUUGGUAACUUUACACAUAAAGCAUGUCAGUAGGAUAAAGCGCUUUAGGUGUCUGGAGUGUCCAUUUUAAGCCAGUUUCUGACCGUCUUUGCUCACCUGUGUUUGUAUGCAGAGAAUUUGUCCACUUCAGGGAUGCAUUUUGAAGCCAGUGUAUUGUGUAAAUAUACCUGGUGCAAACAUACAAGGUUUAUCCACAAACAAAACUCUUGCUCUACAGGUGAUACUCGAAAAAUUAGAAUAUCGUGCAAAAGUUCAUUUAUUUCAGUAAUGCAACGUAAAAGGGGAAACUAAUAUAUGAGAUAGACGCAUUACAUGCAAAGCAAGAUAGUUCAAGCCGUGAUUUGUCAUAAGUGCGAUGAUUAUGGCUUACAGCUCAUGAAAACCUCAAAUCCACAAUUUCAGUAAAUUAGAAUAUUGUGAAAAGGUGCAAUAUUCUAGGCUCAGUGUCCCACUCUAAUCAGCUAAGUAAACCAUAACAUCUGCAAAGGGUUUCUAAGCCUUUAAAUGGUCUCUGUCUGGUUCAGUAGGAAUCACAAUCAUGGGGAAGACUGCUGACAUGACAGUUGGGCAGAAAACCAUCAUUGACACCCUCCAUAAGGAGGGAAAGCCUCAAAAGGUAAUUGCGAAGGAAGUUGGAUGUUCCCAAAGUGCUGUAUCAAAGCACAUUAAUAGAAAAUUACGUGGAAGGGAAAAGUGCGGAAGAAAAAGGUGCACAAGCAGCAGGGAUGACCGCAGCCUGGAGAGGAUUGUCAGGAAAGGGCCAUUCAAAUGUGUUGGGGACUUUCACAAGGAGUGGACUGAGGCUGGAGUCAGUGCAUCAAGAGCCACCACACACAGACGGAUCCUGGACAUGGGCUCAGAUGUCGUAUUCCUCUUGUCAAGCCACUCAUGAAUAAACAAUGUCAGAAGCGUCUUACCUGGGCUAAAGAAAAACAGACCUGGUCUGUUGCUCAGUGGUCCAAAGUCCUCUUUUCGGGGGGCGGGGCCGGGCCGCCGAGCUGAGCGGCAGCCAUCCGAGCUAGCUCCGGCAAUAGGCCGCAUCAAUAUAAGGAAAUAAUGCAUUAAAAGCCCACCUGGAACCGAGACAGACAUGGGCAUUGAGCGAGAGGUGGAACGGGAGCACACCGCAUGAGCCCCAGCUAGACCACGACCGAGCUAUCUGCAUAACUUAGGCAAGAUGGGCCCACGGGGCCUAGGCGCAUGCGGCGACGGCCGGUGGCGAGAGACAGCACGGCAGAGGGAGAGAGGGGGAUCAGGACCCGCUAGAGAGACCUUGCAAUGACCGACCGGCUUGACAUAUAGGAGCGCCCUUGGCAUUAGCGUACCAGAGGCCACGGUAGAGAGCAGCCUGCACAGUUACAACUUAUUUUGCCAGGCACUACUAUGCCACCUCCAGCGGAGAGACUCAAUUAUCGCCGCUCUACAGAUCCACUUCACCUGAGCGCUGUCCCAAGUAAAGAAUAAAUAAAACAACAAAGGACAGAUAAAGAUAACGGGACUGUUCCAUGAUAAUUCGUUUAAGAAACCGUUCUUUCUGCAAUUUUAGUUUUUACUUGCUUUGAUUAUUUGAUACUAGUUUGUCAUUACUAAGUUAGCUUAAAAUGCUAAAGGAAUACAGAGUUUAUGCUAUAAUACCCAUAGGGGCCAAUGAUUGAUGCGGUUUGUUGCUGCGUACAUAAUAGCUGCCAGCUACAUGAUAAGCUGUGAAGUAGCUUAUUACUACAUACCUGACAACCAGAUAGCUUUAUUAUAUAUUAAGCCAGGCUAUUACAAUGCGUUUUACAUGUUUGUAGCUUUAACGGUACUGCUUAUGUACUACCUGACCAUGCACUGACUUAUUUAAAACUGCAUGACCUGUUUGCACCAGGCCUCAGAAAUCCGAUAAAUCGGGAAGCCUUAACAUCUGAGAUUAAGCUACCAGUCCGCUAUACAUCGCAGUAUAUCUUUAAUCGCAUUACAUACAUGACUGCAUAUAUAAUGAACAUGCUCGUCUCAUAUAAUUAGCACCAUCAGCAUUACCAACAUGGUUUUUAAACGACAGACUGCUGAUGUGACUUAUCAGAAUAGCUUCGAACCAGAUAUAGACACAGGCACGCCGACGGCUGUAAAUGCAUCAAGCUUUUAAGUCCCACGCAGCGGAAAAUCAGAUCCUUAUAUUAAACAUAUACUGUCACAUACAUCAGCAACGGAUAUCAGAGGUUCACUGGGAUCAUACACAGAAAUAAGCUAUACUGACCACGCAAUUACAUGCCACUCCAGUGACAUGCACGGCUACCGGAUUAUAUCCAGGCCACACUUAACAUUAGAGAAUACAUACAAUUAUAGGACGCAACCAGGUGCAGACGUUAAUGUUACCGCAGUUAACAAACUAACAGUCUUUCAUUGCCUUUUUAUUAUACUAGCUCACCAUGACAUGCUUUUGAUUGUGAUGCCUACUUUUGAAAAGCCUAUGUAUACUUAAUAUACGUGAAUAUGUGCAUACAUUGACCCAUACGCCUCUGCGCAGGCAACCGCAUGUUAGUCAGAUGAAACCAUAAUAUGUUUGUCUCAUGUCAACUACAAUUUUUAAACGCACGCCUCAACGUAGGCGACUAACCGCAUCAACUGUACUACACUUGAAACACGCGUUGAUACGGUGAAAACAAUAAAAAAUAUUUAAAACAAAGUCCUCUUUUCUGAUCAGAGCAACUUUUGCAUCUCAUUUGGAAACCAAGGACCCAGAGACUGGAGGAAGAAUGGAGAGGCACACACUGCAAGAUGCUUGAAGUCCAGUGUGAAGUUUCCACAGUCUGUGUUGAUUUGGGGAGCCAUGUCAUCUGCUGGUGUUGGUCCACUGUGCUUCAUUAAUUCCAGGGUCAACGCAGCCGUCUACCAGGAGAUUUUGGAGCACUUCAUGCUUCCUUCCACAGACGAGCUUUAUGGGGGUGCUGACUUCAUUUUCCAGCAGGACUUGGCACCUGCCCACACUGCCAAAAGCACCAAAGCCUGGUUCAAUGACCGUGGGAUUACUGUGCUUGAUUGGCCAGCAAACUCGCCUGACCUGAACCCCAUAGAAAAUUUAUGGGGCAUUGCCAAGAGAAAGAUGAGACUUGAGACCGAACAAUGCAGAAGAGCUGAAGGCCACUAUUGAAGCAUCCCGGUCUUCCAUAACACCUAAGCAGUGCCACAGGCUUAUAGCUUCCAAACCAAGUACUGAGUCCAUAUGCAUGUUUGUACUUUUCAGAGGUCCGAUAUUGUUCUAUGUACACUCAUUGUUUUUUUUGAUUGCAUGUAAUAUUCAAAUUUACUGAGACUGUGGAUUUGAGGUUUUCAUGGGUAUAUGUUGAGCCUUAUUGUUAAGCCAUUUUAGCCUCAAUUUCUUAAAAAUGUUCUAGAAUUUUAAUUUAAAGUUAAUAUAUGCUAGUGUGUGUAAAAAAAACAAAACACCACUUCGCUUACUUUUUGUCAAGUUGUUUAAAAACAGGGAUGAAAAUAUAUUCUGCCCAGUACAGUUUUUUUGGGGGAAAAUGGCAAAUUGAAGAUGGAUCUUUGGGACAUUUAAGUAACUCCUAUAUUUUAAAAUGUUUAAAUACCAAUUGCCAAAGUGGUGACUUUUUAUUUUUACAUACACAGUAUUUUUAUGCUUAUUCUCUAAAUCUCAUGUGUUCCACUGUAAUAAAAUUCUUAGCUGUACCCAGCAGCAGCUCCUGAUUACAGCAAUAAGCAAUAUGUAAAUCUUUGGAAAGUAACAGUCUAAAUCCCUAAACUAUCCCGAAUUAUAAACCAAAUAUAACCAUAACUCUUACAUUUUCCCUAACCUAUACCCUAAUCAUAUAAUUAACCAUAGUUAUACUCUUAAAGGAACUCUAUAGGAUCAGGAAUACAAGCACGUAGCUUGACCCUCUAGUGUUAAAAACAAUAUUUAGGUGGCUGGCUCCCCCUUACCUUAAAUCUUACCUUUAUUCCAGCACCUAGCGGGUCUGCUGGUGCUGGCUCCGCCUCCUUGGCUGAGAUCACCAGAAUUGACACGCUGCCAAUUCAAUGCUUUCCUAUGGGAAAGCUUUGGAUUGACUGAAAUAAUCAAUUCUGAUCAUUUCUGUGAAGGGGUGGAGCCAAACGCCAUGCUGGACAAUCAGCACCUCCUCAUAGAGAUGCAUUGAAUCAAUGCAUCUCUGUGAGAAAUGUUCAGAAUGUAGGUGCACUUCUAGUGGCUGUCUGAGUGACUGCCACUGAAGGUGUCCCUAGGCAGCAAUGUAAACCCUGCUUUUUUUCCUCUGCAAAGGCAGUUUUUACAUGAAAAUAACUUCAUGUACUGGCAAUACACACUAGAGCCACUACAUUAAGCUGUAGUUGUUCUGGUGACUAUAGUGUCCCUCUAAUCCUAAACUUAACAAUCUUAUAGGGUUUACUCUGCUACUGUCAAUAGAGGGAUCCCCAUUCUGACCUUAAUUUUAAUCAACCAUAAUCCGAGCCGUAACCUGAAACAUCCCAAUACUACCCUUAAUUCUAAACCUUAUCUUAAACAUAAACUUAAUAAUAACCCCAAUACUUAUUCUAAGCCAAAUCAUAAUCCUUAAUUUAAUCUUAACCCCAAAGGUUUUCCUCCUAAAGCCAUACUGACAUUAGUAAAGCGGUUCUAAGCUACAUUGCUGCCAUCUCCUGGAUAUUUUCAGUAUGGCAAUUUCCUAUCUGCAAUACUGAAGAUAGUAUGCCCAGUGCAUUGCAAUCUGUGUUGGGCAAAUGACAAAGUCCAGCAGUUAGAAUGGCAUUGCGUCACAGAGGGUGACCCCUAGGGUCUGUGGGCCUCCCACGCACCAUAUCCUUUAAGCGAAUGACUGUAGCUGAGUUUAAUCGCUUAAAUGACACUAAAAAUGUCCCCAGCUGACAGAUGGCAGCUACAUUUAUCUAUUGAUACCUGGACUUCCUGGUGUAAACAGGGAUUUAACAAUGCUCACACAAUGAUUUAGAUAUAGGCAUUUAAAUGCAUCAAAAAGUCUGGGACCACUAAAAAUGUCCCCAGCUGACAGAGAGCAACUAUUGAUACCUGGGAUUCCUGGUGUGAGCAGGGAUUUAACCCUGUGAUCUAGAUAUAGGCAUUUAAAUGCAUAUAGAUCAUCAAAAAGUCUAGGGCCACAAAAAAUGUCCCCAGCUGAUAGAGGGCAGCCCAAGUAUCCAUUGAUAGGGACUCCCUGGUAUGAGCAGAGAUUUACCAUACUCACACAGCUUUGUAACAGUGGCAAUUUAAAUCACUAUUUAAAUGCUUAUUUGCAGCGCUCACUUUAAACUCUGAAACACAGCAUUGGUCAGUCUGGGGCAACUAAUUCUGGCCCCAGGAAUCAAAUAACACCUGGGGUUCCUAGUUACCAACAGGGAAACAGCCCCUGCUGGAAAAAUACUGCGUGAUGGAAAUGUUCUAUCAUAUGUCCUUAAAGGACCACUAUAGGCACCCAGCUCAAUUAAGUGGUCUAAGUGCCAGGUCCCCCUAGUUUUAACCCUGCAGCUUUAAAACUGCUAUGAUUACAUUGCAGGGUUAAUCCAGCAUCUAGUGGCUGUCUCCCUGACAGCCACUAGUCCCCGCGUCCGCCAUUCUCAGUGAGUAAAUCGCACUGAAAUGACGCUGGACGUCCUCACGGAGUCCAGCGUCAAUAAGAUUUCCAUAGGAAAGCAUUGAGUAAGGCUUUCCUAUGGGCAGGUUUGAAUGCGCGCACGUGCCUCUGGCCGCGCAUGCGCAUUCCGCUCCACUCGGGAGCUGAUGUCGGCAGGGGGAGGAGAGGUCACCAGUGCAGAGGGAGCCCGGCCCUGGAUUAAGGUAAGUAGCUGAAGGGGUUUAAACCCCCUUCAGACCAGUGAGAGGAGGGGGACCUAUUAACCCUAUAGUGCCAGGAAAACGGGUUUGUUUUCCUGACACUGUAGGGUUCCUUUAAGGUAUUAGUGAACACCAUUGUUGCGCAAAUAUAAUUGCAAUACAAUGUAUCAAAAUUCAAAUCCCUAUCCACAUUUCCCUUCCCAGAGAAUCAAAAGUUCCUGCGCCACCUGCUGGUCACAAGUGGAAGGAAGUUCGAUAUGACAAUUCAGUUACUUGGCUGGCUUCAUGGACUGAAAAUAUCCAGAAUUCUAUCAAGUACAUCAUGCUAAACCCCAGCUCCAAACUCAAGGUGAGUGAGAUCUAGUUACCAGAACAUGACUAAGCGAUGUGUGAUGUAGUUACAUUUAACAUGCACCACAAUAAUAAGCCACUUAAAGUCCACUGAUCGGCAAUUCUAUCUGCAAUGUAUAGGGAGAGAAAGACUGGCAGAAGUAUGAAACGGCACGCCGUCUGAAGAAUGUAGUUGAUCAGAUACGAUCUCAGUACCGUGCAGAUUGGAAGUCUCGUGAGAUGAAGAAGCGACAGAGAGCAGUGGCCCUCUAUUUCAUUGAUAAGGUGACAUAUCUUCUACUGCCUGUUUUGACUUGUGUCCGUGGCAAAGUGUGAUCUAGAGCUGAAACCUGACUCGCUGUUCCUAGAGGGGUAUCCGCUACACCUCACUGACAAGGCUAAGAAGAAUGGAGAAAUCAUCCAAUGUUGUUGGUAUUGGUCUUUUCUUCUCUCACCUGGGACUAACCAAUGGGAAAAGUUAUUAAAUAUCUGUCCUGUGUUCUUACACCCUGUUACAGCUUAAAGUUGCAGUUGUUCAACGUAACAUGGUUAAUAUUUUUUUAAUCCAUUAAUUUGAGAAUGUCGUCCAUUUAACAGCUUGCACUCAGGGCGGGGAAUGAGAAAGAAGAAGGUGAAACGGCAGACACUGUGGGCUGCUGCUCUCUGAGAGUCGAGCACAUACAGCUACACUCUGAGAUAGAUGGGCAGAAAAAUGUGGUGGAGUUCGACUUUCUGGGAAAAGAUUCAAUCCGAUAUUAUAACAAGGUCCCCGUGGAGAAGGAGGUAACAAAGUCCCAUUAUCUUCCCCUCCCUUCAAAACUCUGCUGUACGUAUAGUCUAUCAAGAUAAAAUUAUAAAUAGAAUAUAAUGCAAACUAGUUUAGCAACUGCCUCUGGUUUACUUUAGUUACUUGUUGGAGAUAUAUUCUUCUAAAUUGUCUAUGUGUGUAUAUUUUUUAGUAGCAUGUUUAGGAGUAUUAUAAUUCUAAGAGUGGAUCUAAUUCAGUAUUACCGCGGGUUGCUUUGCUUUUAGAACCAAUAAUGUUUUAUACAGAAAGCCUCUCUCAGGAUCUGUUCUUCUUUUCUUCCUGUCUUCUUUAGUUUUCUUUAAAAUCAUAAGACAAAGUAGGGACUCUUUGCUCCUCCGCUGGUCAAGCGGAGGAAACCUCCAUAAGGCAAAGUGUGCUUCAUUUCUGCUGGUCAGAGCAAUUUUCCCAUAAUUCCUACAUUUCCUCUGUGACCUUGCGAUGCUUCCUGCCAUUUUAGACGAAACUGCCGGAUUGCUUUCUAACUGAAUGAGAACAGUAUGUUCGUUUGUUUUAGAACUCAAUUCGGCACUUUGUUCGUAUCGGAAUUUCAUUUGAAUGAAACUCCGAUUCAAUUUGUGCCGUGGCUGUAUCUUGCAGACGCUUAGUAGAUAACUCCCUAAUUCCCAUGGUAUUAGGGAGUUAUCUUCCAAAAGGCUGAACAACCUAAAUUGGUCUUUCAGCCAACUUUACUAAUACUAAGUAAAGAUUACUUGGUAUUAGUAAAUAAUAUACCCCUACUCGCUAUAACGUGAGUAGGGGCAUGUCAAGUAAACAAUUGUCCCCCCAGCCCCCACCUGUGCAGAGUCCUCCCACCCCUUGGCCCCCACUCCUGAGCGGCGGUGGGGACCCUUAACAGUAGGGGGGGGGGAGACCUAUUGCCUCCCUUCAUUAUCUUUAUGGCCCCCACCUGCCACCCGGGGGGGGGACAAUAGGGAUUUUUGGGGGGGGGGGUUUAAACCGUGAGCAGCCACAGGUAUAGCGAGUAGGGGCAUUCAGGAGAUUUUAAUCUCCCUCAUAGAGUGAUGGGGGGCUUAGGAAGUGGCGGGGAGCAUUGCUCCCUGCCGCUUCUAUCUUUACAUAUUACAAGGAGGGAGCUGCACGCCAUGACGAAUUAAUAGAUGACGAAUGAAUAGAUGAAACUCACGUUCGAAUGUCCAAGUGUUUAACUGGGCAUGUGCGGGAAUCUCACAGGCUAUCUGUGUGGGCAGAUGAUGUGUCCCACAGGGACUUCAUCUACCCACACAAAGAUGGCGGCGCCCUGAAUAUAGGUCGGGGCAGAAAAUAAAGAAAAAAAUAGGUAAUAUGGGGGGCUUAGAGGCAUUUGGGGGUGACUAAGGGGUCAGUUAGAUGUAGUGGAGUCGGGGGCUUUUAGUCCCAAAUCUACACACUGUACAGGUUCUAUGCUUACUCGAACACCCAAGAAGAAGCACAAGCUUUGUGGGAGACGUGAUGGAGUGAAAUGUAUCGAAUUUUACGACAAAGAUUGAGGCUAAUGUAUAAAGCGCUGUACAUUCCGAAGCCAUGCACAUGAGAUUCGCCUCUGUAUCUCAAUACAAACUGCAGCUCAGCACACCACAUGCGAUGAGUCCUAAAAUCUCUAGUCUUUGAAAAGUCACCUUACAGUUUUUAUACCCCAGCAAUCAGUAAAUGUAAAAUCAUUUACAUAGACUUGGUUUACUGGGAAGUAAAGAUUUGAGCAGCGCUCACAGAUGGCGAGAUCUUCUCACGAUGUGCUAAGCACGCUGUCAUCUUCUUUUACAAACUGCAUUCAUGGAACUAUAAUAUAAUAAGACAUUUGGUUUUUGAUUUUUAUUUCUAGGUGUUCAAGAACUUGAAACUGUUUAUGGAAAAUAAAGACCCAGAUGAUGAUCUCUUUGACAGACUCAAUGUAAGUAAUGUUUUAAUACAGUUACAGUAAGAAAUGGUGCGUGCUCGCUCUGGGAGUGUUGGUGUGAUAAGGAAUAGCUCGCUCUGUGAGUGUAGGUGUGAUAUGGAAUAGCUCGCUCUGUGAGUGUAGGUGUGAUAUGGAAUAGCUCGCUCUGUGAGUGUAGGUGUGAUAUGGAAUAGCUUGCUCUGUGAGUGUAGGUGUGAUAUGGAAUAGCUCGCUCUGUGAGUGUAGGUGUGAUAUGGAAUAGCUCGCUCUGUGAGUGUAGGUGUGAUAUGGAAUAGCUCGCUCUGGGAGUGUAGUGUAGGUGUGAUGUAGGUGGAAUAGCUUCGCUCUGUGAGUGUAGGUGUGAUAUGGAAUAGUUCGCUGGAAUAGCUCGCUCUGGGAGUGUAGGUGUGCUCUGGAAUAGCUCGCUCUGGGAGUGUAGGUGUGAUCUGGAAUAGCUUGCUCUGGGAGUGUAGGUGUGAUAUGGAAUAGCUCGCUCUGUGAGUGUAGGUGUGAUAUGGAAUAGCUCGCUCGCUCUGGGAGUGUAGGUGUGAUAUGGAAUAGCUCGCUCGCUCUGGGAGUGUAGGUGUGAUAUGGAAUAGCUCGCUCGCUCUGGGAGUGUAGGUGUGAUAUGGAAUAGCUCGCUCGCUCUGGGAGUGUAGGUGUGAUAUGGAAGGGGCUCAUCACCUGGAUGUAGGUGUGAUAUGGAAUAGCUCGCCUGGGAGUGUAGGUGGAUAUGGAAUAGCUCGCCGCCUGGGAGUGCAGGUAUGUUUGCCUGCCUGGGAGUGUAGGUGAUAUGGAAUAGCUCGCCUCGGCCUGGGAGUGUAGGUGUGAUAUGGAAUAGCCUGCCUCAGCCUGGGAGUGUAGGUGUGAUAUGGAAUAGCUCGCUCUGGGAGUGUAGGUGUGAUAUGGAAUAGCUCGCUCGCUCUGGGAGUGUAGGUGUGAUAAGGAAUAGCUCGCUCUGGGAGUGUAGGUGUGAUAUGGAAUAGCUCGCUCGCUCUGGGAGUGUAGGUGUGAUAUGGAAUAGCUCGCUCGCUCUGGGAGUGUAGGUGUGAUAUGGAAUAGCUCGCUCUGGGAGUGUAGGUGUGAUAUGGAAUAGCUCGCUCGCUCUGGGAGUGUAGGUGUGAUAAGGAAUAGCUCGCUCUGGGAGUGUAGGUGUGAUAUGGAAUAGCUCGCUCUGUGAGUGUAGAUGUGAUAUGGAAUAGCUCGCUCUGGGAGUGUAGGUGUGAUAUGGAAUAGCUCGCUCUGUGAGUGUAGGUGUGAUAUGGAAUAGCUCGCUCUGUGAGUGUAGGUGUGAUCUGGAAUAGCUCGCUCUGGGAGUGUAGGUGUGAGUGUAGGUGUGAUAUGGAAUAGCUCGCUCGCUCUGGGAGUGUAGGUGUGAUAUGGAAUAGCUCGCUCGCUCUAGGAGUGUAGGUGUGAUAUGGAAUAGCUCGCUCUGGGAGUGUAGGUGUGAUAUGGAAUAGCUCGCUCUGGGAGUGUAGGUGUGAUAUGGAAUAGCUCGCUCGCUCUGGGAGUGUAGGUGUGAUAUGGAAUAGCUCGCUCGCUCUGGGAGUGUAGGUGUGAUAUGGAAUAGCUCGCUCGCUCUGGGAGUGUAGGUGUGAUAUGGAAUAGCUCGCUCGCUCUGGGAGUGUAGGUGUGAUAUGGAAUAGCUCGCUCGCUCUGGGAGUGUAGGUGUGCUAUGGAAUAGCUCGCUCGCUCUGGGAGUGUAGGUGUGCUAUGGAAUAGCUCGCUCGCUCUGGGAGUGUAGGUGUGAUAUGGAAUAGCUCGCUCGCUCUGGGAGUGUAGGUGUGAUAUGGAAUAGCUCGCUCGCUCUGGGAGUGUAGGUGUGAUAUGGAAUAGCUCGCUCGCUCUGGGAGUGUAGGUGUGAUAUGGAAUAGCUCGCUCGCUCUGGGAGUGUAGGUGUGAUAUGGAAUAGCUCGCUUGCUCUGGGAGUGUAGGUGUUUUAUGGAGAGAAUAUAACUGACAAAACAGAUUUUCAGCUUUAAAUGGUUCAGAAUUAAAGUACUGAUUGGCCUGCAGACACGUUUACAGAACUGUAGGUAGGAACUACACUUAGCAGCCACCUGUUGCAGGACCAGCAAUCCCACAACAGCAAAGCAAAUAGAAGAGAAAUCUCCAGGCUCUCAGAAUGUUAAAGCCGCAGGCAGGUUUAUUGAAACAGAAAAGACAGCAACGUUUCAACCUAACAGGAGGUCUUUGUUAAGCGAACACUACAAAACAACAUAUAGCAAACAGUGUGAACAAGGUCCCCAAAAAAUUCAAUAAAAAAAUCUAAAUGUUAACAUGAUCAUCACAUCAUUAGCUUCGGUUAUAUGUGUGCAUAUAUUGGUCUCUAUUUGACAGAUUGCUUGGAGACAUAGGUGCUGGAUUAUUACAGUUUCGUGCUAUUCUUUUGUGAGCUCAUGUGUACGCAUGCGCGAACAUUUAGUGCCGUCUGUGUAUUACUAUACCAACGGCCUUUGCUUAUCCCUCUCUCUCUCGUGCGCAUGCGCUGCCACUAUGCGUUCCAAGACCAGGAAAUGCUUUCAUGCAUUCCACCUACCCGGUAGUGACUCCAUUGGUGUUUAGGGUAAGUGCCCUCUGCUUAUUUUUUGCAUUUUUCUUUUCUUUAUUCCUUUAUUUUGUUUUACUUUAUUUUCAUUUAUUUAUUUUUCUCCCUCCUCUGAUACACAGGGGUAAGUCACGGAUUAUUAUAUUUAUUACAUGUAUGGAUUCUGUUCUAAUUUGCACGGCUUGUUUAAACCAAUUCUGCUAAUUAAUCAUGUUAAUAUUUUUUUAAUUUAAUUAUUUGCGGACCUUGUUCACACUGUUUGCUAUAUAUACACUUUAUGUUGUUUGUGAUGUUAGCUUGACAAAGACCUCCUGUUAGGUUGAAACGUUGCUGUCCUUUCUGUUUCAAUAUACCUGCCUUCGGCUUUAACAUCCUGAGUGCCAGGAGAUAUUUCUUCUAUUUGCUUUGCAGAUCCGUUUAGGCUGUUCAUGUAGUAAGACCAGCCACAAAAAGGCCUCCUUCAAUAAAGCAGCUGCUACAGGGCGUGGGUUUGCAGCGGUGUGGGUUUACUGUUGCAUGAUGCCCAGAACAUAGUGUCAGAUACCGGGCAGGGAGUUUUGUAUUUCUGCAUUUAGCCCUACCAUUCUUUUAACUGGCAAAGUACCAACCGAGUCCGACUCCAUUGCAUUCCACUCAGACUGCAUACACACUAGACACGCUCUGCAGGGACAGUGUGUUAAACACUCAGGGUUACUCUCUAAACUUGAAUUUUGACAAAUUAAAUCUGAAUUGGAAAAUGGAGACAAACGCUGGUUAUAAUAGCUGUGUUGGAGAAUUUAACCAAAGCAGGUUUUGGUUUUUUUUGUCUGUUUUUCCGCUUGGAUUUCAUUUUUGGGAAAUUUUCUGUUUAGUGAAUAAUCCUUUCUCUCGGUCUCUUGGCAACUGCUCCUAUCUGAAAUGAUUUAGUGUCAGGACAAGUCGAUUGUGCUACUGUUUUAUUCCCUUUGGACAAGUAGAUCUAAUUUAUUCCCCUGGUUCGUGAGUUAUUCUAUUGUUUUUGUAGUUUGAUUUAUUCAUACUGAUAAAACUUUCUCCUCUUUUCCCACAUCCCCACCCAUCCAGACCACCAUUGUCAACAAGCAUUUGCAGGACCUGAUGGACGGGUUGACAGCUAAAGUAUUCCGAACGUACAAUGCCUCCAUUACACUGCAGAACCAACUGAAAGCACUGACCAAUGGCAAGUCGUCCUUUACCGCAUUGCCUUGAUUCAUUUAAUGUGCGAUUGGCAGCCAUAUUGUGUUCUGCAUGUUCGAGGGAUCAGAGCGGCAGCACUCUAGGUCAAAAGGGGCAACCUAUGCACCAUAACUACUACAGUGCGCUAUAGUUGCUAAGAUAAUAGAGCGCUUAAAAGGGCAAUCCCAAGUUUGCUAACCUCCAUUGCGUACCGUUAUGGUUCUUUGAAUGUCCCUUUAACCCAUUAACAUGUUCUGCAGGGCUAAUCCGCCAUUAGGGCAGCAUACACAACUUAACGGUUUAGUCCUCCCUCUGGUCCGCCUCCCCUCCCAAAUCUGUCUGAGGGCCUGCCUGACAUCCAAAGCUGUCCCGCUGCUGCCAAAGACGUCAAACUUCAGCCCUGAGCCAGGAGAGGCAGAGAGGUCAUUGCCUGAACUGUGCUAAAAGUUAUAAAAGUGAAAAUAAAGUGCUGGUCACGGUAUGACUGUGACUGUCCCAGAAAUACAAACCUUCACAAUAACAGUAGAUGUUUGUGAACCAAAUAACUAUUUUAGCCUCUUUAUGCCGGCUGAUGACUGAGCUGGUCUUUGAAUUGGGGGUCACAUUACAGUAGAGAAAGCAUGUGGCCCCCUCUGAUGUCACAGAAUGUAAAUUAUUUUGGGCAGCAAAUGUAGAUUAAAGGAAACCUUUUUUUAUAUAUCAUUAUUACUGGAAAUUUAACGUGUUUUAUAUAGCUAGUUUAUUCAAUACAUUGUUAAUGAGCACAUAUAAGUUCUAACCUUUUGCAGUGCUUCACUCCAAUUACCCCUGCUCUGAUCUGGUUUGUCUGCAUAGUUUUGGUUGGAUAAGCUGUGCUUCCAACUAAGUGGGACUACCCCGGAGUGAGGCUAGUACUAGUAUGCAUGCAUUACAAAAUGAUGCAUGUCAUCUUUAAUAUAAAUAAUAAUUACAUCGUGGUUUUUUGGGGGGGGUUUGUCUGCAUUUACUGAUGUUUUCUUACUGGUCUAGUAAGUGCAGUGUGUCUACUUAAUCCCACAAUGCUGUGCAAACAACACCACAAGUAAACCAAGGCAGGAUUUGAGGGACUCACUGACCAGCAUUGCUGUAAAAGUAAAACUCUUCAAUAAUGUCAGCAACACUGUUACUGUUAAUGUGACUGUGCAAUAUAGUGAGAGAAAUAGGGUACCAUAUCUCCGCUCUGUAAGGACACUACUGCAUAGAUUUUAUAAAAGUUAACAUUCAAAAAAACAAGCUAGUUUUUAGGGAUCGGCCGAUAUUCAGUAUUUUCGGCAAUAUCAGUAUCGGCCAAUAGAGAUGCCGAUAUUACCGCUAAUACCUCCUAGGACCGCCGGGCCCGUUACAAGCCCGGCAGUCCUGGGGGGGCCCGCAGCAAGCUGUUACUUUCCUCCCAGUGCAAAUCUCGUGAGUCCCGCGGCCAUCAGAGCGUUGCCACGGGUUAUGAUGGCAACGCUCUGCGCAACACACUGGCCGCGAGAUUUACACAGGGAGCUGGAGGAGCUGCUGGGAGGUAACUGCUUGCUGCGGGGCCCCCACUGCUCAGUACGUGUCACUGGACCACCAGGGAAUGUCAUAGCCCCCCUCCCUGGCCAGGUAACAAGCAGGGAGGGGGGUCAAAAAAUAAAACCUAUAAAUAUUAAAAAUACAAAAUGCCUCCCCUCCUGCCCAUUUUACAUAAAUUACAUACAUACACCGCAUCCACUACAUGUGGCAUGUAUAUUUUGUGCAUUUACCUUUAGAAAUAGUUUAUUUUUUUCAAAAUGGUAAAUGUACAGAAUAUUGGCAAAUUAUAGGCUAUCGGCCUGAGAGUUCACAGAUUAUCGGUAUCGGCUCUUAAAAAAAAAAAACAAUAUCGGUCGAUCCCUACUAGUUUUUGCACUAGUUGAUCCUAGUUUUUAUAGCAUCUAUGGUGAGCCAGUGUGCUCCGUGCUGACCAUAACCUCCUGCUCAGCUGAGGUUUAUGGGAUAUAAUACUAGUCGCACAGAAUGAAUCCCUCUGCUAUUCUGUAUGGCUGCUACCUACCUGCUGACCGUUCCAUUUACACCAUGCUGAGUAAAUGUCAAUUUUGUUUUUUUUCUUCUUAUUCAGUGUAACUAAUUUGAUUUCUCCUUACAUGUGUGUACUCUGACCAUCAUGGCUCGGGAAUGCUUUAAUUCUUAUGAAAACUCUGGAUUGUAACAGCCGAUGAUAAUGUAGCUGCUAAAAUCCUGUCUUAUAAUCGGGCAAACAGAGCUGUUGCAUUACUUUGUAACCACCAGAGGGCGCUACCCAAAACCUUUGAAAAGUCCAUGCAAAACCUGCAAGCGAAGGUAAGCUGUUAGGCUUUCAUUUCUUUCUAAAUGCACAAAAACUUGCAUGUUGUGUAUUAAAUACAAAAUGUCCUUUGCUUUUCAUAUUUAGUAUACUUGCAGAGGGAUCCCGGCAAUUUUGUCUAUUUAGACAUAGUUACAUAGCUGAAAAGAGACUUGCGUCCAUCAAGUUCAGCCUUCCUCACAUAUGUUUUUGCUGUUGAUCCAAAAGAAGGCAAAAAACCCAGUCUGAAGCGCUUCCAAUUUUGCAACAAACUUGGAAAAAAUUCCUUCUUGACCCCAAAAUAGCAGUCAGAUGUCUCCUUGGAUCAAGCAGCUAUUACCCCACUAAUUAGAAAUUAUAUCCCUGUAUGUUAUGUUUUUGCAAGUAUUUAUCCAAUUGCAGUUUAAACAUCUGUAUGGACUCUGACAAAACCACCUUUUCAAUCACAUAAUUCCACAUCCUUAUUGCUCUUACCGUAAAAAAACCUUUUCUUGUUUUAUAUAGAUAAUUGGGCAGACUAGAUGGGCUGAAUGGUGCUUAUCUGCCGUCACAUUCUAUGUUUCUAUAUUCAGUUACUCACGAUUUCCAAAUCCUUAACGGAAUGAGCUACAUGGAUCCCUGCUAUUUCCAAACCAAUAUUCAUUUUAAAAUGGCGCAUCUGAAUUGUGACUACAGAAUAGUGGCAGUAAUGUAAAGUUGGGAGGCGGGGUUGGUGUAUCCGUGUAGGGUUCAGUGCAGUUUGAAAUACCGGGGGGUGGGGGGGACUUAGAAUGUUUUUUUUUUAGAACAGGUUUCCUGACAAUACAAAAAAAGCGGCUGUGAAAUCAUGUGUUUACAAAUAAAAAGUAAAUGCUGGUGAUUCCCAGACCUGUAAUUACCUUAUUGUUUUUCUCGAGUAAUUAUAUGUCUGUCUCCACGACUUUGUUGUCUGGCAGAAGCACAGAGUCCAAGUCAAAGUUCCAAUGAGUACUUGUGGUCUUUUGUCUGAGUUUGAUUACCUUGCAUACAGAGGAACCCAAGGCUUUAAAAAAAAUAAAAAUAAAAAUAAUCUGCGUGAUUUCUGAAACUCCCUACAGUUUGAAAUCUGAUUCUCUCUAUUGGGUAACCGUGAUAACAUGUUCUCUGUGCAGGGCUGCGUUGUCUACCCAGAUAGUUGUAUAAGCCACACUCUCUAUAUUGAGCUUUAUGUCUGGCUUCUGUUGUGAUUCUCUCAAUAGUAUACAGUAAAUCGUUUGUCUCGACUCGUGGCCAGAACAAAAAUGGACACAGGUUCUGGGUUAUUUACAAAAUAGGCCACAGUAGAUGAACUGGAAAAAUUCUCAGCCAGUGUUCUCUCUUUUAAUUUUACUUGACUUUACUUAUAUUUAUGCAUUAAGGGGUCAAUACAUUUUCUGCAAUUCUUGUCCAUUCCUAGUGCACAUAAGGCUCCCAUUUGUAAAUCCUAUUUGGAUGGAAGACCAUGUACAAUCCAUCUGAAAAGGUCCCAGAAGCUGAGGCCUUUUCAGUUGUCCACUAUGUCAGGAUUCACAAAAUCACACUGGAUCCUAAGUACUUGCACAGUCUUGGGAUAAGCGGCGCUUACAUCCAUAGAGGACUUAAAGGACCACUAUAGUGCCAGGAAAACAUACUCGUUUUCCUGGCACUAUAGUGCCCUGAGGGUGUCCCCACCCUCAGGGUCCCCCUCCCACCGGGCUCUGGGGGGAAAAAGGGGUUAAACUCACCUCUUUCUCCAGCGCCAGGCGGGGAGCUCUCCUUCUCCUCUCCGCCUCUUCGGCUGAAUGCGCGUGCAUUCAGCCAGUCCAUAGGAAAGCACAUGCUUACUUGGCAGGAACCUCACAUCCUGGUUACUGAGUGACAGGAUGAUGGGACGUGGCUCUGGAGCUGUGCUGCACACCUUGUGUGUGUGUGUCAGGGUGUAUGUUUAUGUCCGUGUGUAUCUGUAUCAUGGUGUGGGCAUGUAUCAAUAUUUGUGUGUGUAUGUAUCAGUGUCUUUAUAUGCAUCUGUGUGUUAAUGUGCAGGGUCCCCCUCCCGCCCAGCUCUGGAAAGGGGUUAAAACUUACCUUUUUCCAGCGCUGGGCGGGGAGCUCUCCUCCUCCGAUCCUCCUUCUCUCCUCCCCGUCGGCUGAAUGCGCAUGCGCGGCAAGAGCUGCCCGCGCAUUCAGCCAGUCACAUAGGAAAGCAUUCAUAAUGCUUUCCUAUGGACGCUGGCGUGCUCUCACUGUGAAAAUCACAGUGAGAAGCACGCAAGCGCCUCUAGUGGCUGUCAAUGAGACAGCCACUAGAGGAAAUAGGGGAAGGCUUAACCCAUUCAUAAACAUAGCCGUUUCUCUGAAACUGCUAUGUUUAUGAAAAAAUGGGUUAACCCUAGCUGGACCAGGCACCCAGACCACUUCAUUCAGCUGAAGUGGUCUGGGUGCCUAGAGUGGUCCUUUAAAGAAAGCCAAUGUCUUAUAGCAAGGGAAAGCAAGGGUGUGAAAUUAAAGUUGUACCUAGUUCUAUAUGUGGACUUUUUACUCCUGAUAUACUGCUAUGAAUAAGUGUUGCUUAAAAAUAAAAAAAAACAAUGUAUAUGUCAUUCUACAGAAGCAAAACAUUUCCAAUUCAUGUUUUUAUUAACCAAACUAGUAACAUCUAGUAUUCUUACAAUGUUACGGAGUAAAACUGCUGGGCUUCUCCAAAUUGAUCUGAUUUUGUUAUUCUGACCCAAGUAUGUACCUUCUUUUUCUGGCUAUACAGAUUGAUGCAAAAGAACAGCAGGUGAAAGAUGCAAAGAAAGAGUUAAAGAAUGCAAAAGCAGACCACAAGGCCAGGAAGACUGAAAAAUCCAAAAAGUAAGGAGUUAAUAAAAUAUUGGUGCUCCAAACAUUGAAGGGAGCCUAGUUUGCCAAUUAGCAUAUCAUAGGGAACAUUUUACCAGCUAUAGCAGGACAGUAAUAGAAAAUACCUCUAAUGGCUGUCUGAGUGGCACCCUCUAGAUGUAAACACAGCCUUUUCACAUAACUGUGUUUACAAAGCAGAGACUGCAGGGAGAGUUUCUCUGCAGCAGAAUGGCUAAUUACAUUUGGUGGUGCUGGUAUGAAGUGUCCUUUUAACUUGACGUACGUCUGUUUGCCCAGUGCAGGGAACUGAGCUACUGGAGGUGGAGAACCCUAAAUCUACAUUUAAGGCUGGUCACCUUUGCACUAAAAUAAAGCAUGUGGGCAGGGGAGGGCUGGCAGCUUUGGGCUUGUGGGGCAAAUACAGUCAAUUAGCCCAUUGCACCACCGAAUCAGCUCGCCAUCCAUGCCCACCUUUUCCUGGUUUUAUAACGGAUAUAGGUUUAGUCCAUGUAUCAAGCAUGUUUUGUAUACAUCGAUGGGAUUUCCAUCCCAUACACAGUCACCAGGGCUUUACAAAUUUAAUUGGAAUCUAGAAGCCAGCUGAAAAAGUUAGGAGUAAAGUUUUCAACGUCAAAAAUACAAUUUUUAAAGGACCACUAUAGUGCCAGGAAAACAUACUUGUUUUCCUGGCACUAUAGUGCCCUGAGGGUGUCGCCACCCUCAGGGUCCCCCUCCCGCCGGGCUCUGGGGGGAAAAAGGGGUUAAACUCACCUCUUUCUCCAGCGCCAGGCGGGGAGCUCUUCUCCUUCUCUCCGCCUCUUCGGCUGAAUGCGCGUGCAUUCAGCCAGUCCAUAGGAAAGCACAUGCUUACUUGGCAGGAACCUCACAUCCUGGUUACUGAGUGACAGGAUGAUGGGACGUGGCUCUGGAGCUGUGCUGCACACCUUGUGUGUGUGUGUCAGGGUGUAUGUUUAUGUCCGUGUGUAUCUGUAUCAUGGUGUGGGCAUGUAUCAAUAUUUGUGUGUGUAUGUAUCAGUGUCUUUAUAUGCAUCUGUGUGUUAAUGUGCAUGAAAAUCUGUGUGUAUGUGCAUGCAUACAAGCAGUCAAACUCCAGCACAAAAUACAAGCACACUACUGCAAUCUAACUCAAAUAUUACAUACACACACCCCUGCAUUCAAACUAAACAAAAAAUAUACAUACACACCCCUUCACUCAAACACAAAUACUUCACACAAAUGUACAUCUGCAUUUAAAAGUGAACAUUACAUUCAGACACACCCCUGUAUUAAAACACUACUAUAUACAAACAUCCCUUCAAACACCAACACUGUACAUUACACUAUAGCGCCAGUAAAUACCGCUGUACAGAUAUACAACCUAGAAAUUUUGACUUGGGGUGCCUUGGAAAAAUACUGAAAUAUUAAGGGCGCCUUGAACCUAAAAAGUUUUGGAACCACUGUUCUAGACAAUUCUUUGAAAAUGUAGAAUUAAAAUGUAUAUAUUUACAUUUUCUUCAUUCACCUUUGCAAGCAGACUACUAAUAAUUACUAUAAAUUAAUCGGUUAUAGUCAAGCCAUUUUUUCCAGACACAUUUAUUACUUUGGUGUGCAUUGAAAGGUUUUUGUUUAUUGACGAACCAAAGUGUUGCACAUAUCUAGCAUCUAAAGUAUCUCUUAAGUUCCCAUUAUUUUACAUGGUAGUGAUGCUAUAGUGUUUUAUUUAGCAAAGCCAGAAGGAAGUGGCAUCAGUUAGCUGGACACUUGGAAGACCGUUGCUUUUACAUAUUGCAGUUAUCACCAAGAUAUAUACUACUAGUGCUGUAGUUUUCUUACACACUAAGAGAGUGUGGGCUACAGAUGCCGUGGAGAGCCCGUUGGUCAAACUGAUUCCUAAUGAUAUAACAUUAGGGGACAGCACUCACCGAUUCUAUCCAACAUAACUGCUGUACUGUUUAUUUUGCUUUGUGUCCCAUUAAUGCUUUACAUGCCAUUAGAGUAUUGUAUAUCAGGGGUAUAGGUACUCUGUAUAACAUUGCAAUUAUUUCUCUCCCUCAGGGAUUUGGAGAAGAAGGAUAAGCAAUAUAAGAGGUUGGAGGACCAGUUAAUGAAGCUGAAGCUACAGGCCACAGAUAAAGAAGAGAACAAACAGAUUGCUCUGGGGACGUCUAAGCUCAACUAUCUAGACCCGAGGAUCAGUGUCGCCUGGUAGGUAACUUGGCCUCUGACAUCUCUAACCAGUCUCAGGGCUGCACUCGGAUGCUAUCUUCUGUGAUUAGUCUUGAUUGCAUACGUAGGCAGCACCCCUCUCUGACCACCGUCUGGUCUGCACGCGGAGUCAGCACCCCUCUCUGACCACCGUCUGGUCUGCGCGCGGAGGCAGCAACCCUCUCUGACCGCAGUCUGGUCUGCGCGCGGAGGCAGCACCCCUCUCUGACCGCAGUCUGGGCUGCGCGCGGAGGCAGCACCCCUCUCUGACCGCAGUCUGGGCUGCGCGCGGAGGCAGCACCCCUCUCUGACCGCAGUCUGGGCUGCGCGCGGAGGCAGCACCCCUCUCUGACCGCAGUCUGGGCUGCGCGCGGAGGCAGCACCCCUCUCGGACCGCAGUCUGGGCUGCGCGCGCAGGCAGCACCCCUCUCGGACCGCAGUCUGGGCUGCGCGCGCAGGCAGCACCCCUCUCGGACCGCAGUCUGGGCUGCGCACACAGGGUGUCUUCUGAGACGUUUAGAACCGUGGCAUUGAACAUUCUUGUUUGUCUACAUAGAAACUGUUUGUUUGUGUGCUGCCUCAUGGUAACAGCUCUCUUCCUUGCUCUACUGUUUUUCAUACUUAAAUGACUGUAAACUUUUCUCCACCUGUUGCUUUCCAGCUGUUGCUGAUUCAACUCCCAUAAUUUUGUCCCACAAUUUGAGUUUAAAUGUCUAAUUACUUGUAAGCAUGAGCUCUGGUUAAAUGUUUACCUUAUUUUAUUAAGGUGUAAGAAGUUUGGCGUGCCCAUUGAGAAGAUCUACAACAAGACGCAGCGAGACAAGUUUGCCUGGGCAAUUGACAUGACAGAUGAGGACUUUGAAUUCUAA
Molecule: messenger RNA, 42888 nt
Organism: Pelobates cultripes (western spadefoot toad)
Lineage: Eukaryota; Metazoa; Chordata; Amphibia; Anura; Pelobatidae
Source: the annotation of a GenBank genome assembly